Molecule: messenger RNA, 1933 nt
Organism: Brassica napus (rape)
Lineage: Eukaryota; Viridiplantae; Streptophyta; Magnoliopsida; Brassicales; Brassicaceae
Product: 4-substituted benzoates-glutamate ligase GH3.12-like
Exons: 3
Coding region: 24-1760 (578 amino acids)
Cellular component (GO): cytoplasm
Molecular function (GO): acid-amino acid ligase activity
Source: RefSeq, a predicted model, not a curated record
UGUGAACUUAGAAACAACCAAAUAUGAGUAUAAUCUCUUAUUACAACGAGGAAGAAAAAGGAAAGGUUCUUGAGGACCUAACCUGGAAUGUGAAACAAAUACAAGAUGAUAUGUUGAAAGAGAUACUCACACUUAACUCAGGAACAGAGUAUCUCCAAAACUUCCUUCAUGGAAGCUCUGCUAUCUUCAAGAAGAAGUUGCCAGUAGUCACCUAUAAAGAUGUGAAACCUUUUUUUGAUCGUGUCGCCAAUGGAGAGUCAUCGGAUAUAAUAUCGGCCCUACCCCUUACAAAUUUCUUCAUGAGUUCGGGAACUUCGGGAGGAGCAAACAAAUUACUACCAUCGAACAACAAGUUUUUGGAUGGCUAUGCAUUCGUUAAUUAUCUUCUCGCGCACGUUAUAAGCAAGCAUGUGGAAGGUGUGGAGAAAGGAAAAGGGAUGGUAUUUCUCUUAACCGGGCACGAGACCAGAACCCCAGGUGGCUUACCCAUUGAGCCCGGAACAAGCUGGUACCUGAAGAGCGACUAUUUCAAGAAUCGACCAUCUAAUUGGUUUUACUCUUAUACAAGUCCUGAUGAAAUUAUGUUAGGGAGUGACCUCAAGCAAAACCUUUAUUGCCAUUUGCUAUGUGGUCUUGUCCAAAGAGACGAGGUCGUGAGAAUUAGUUCCACAUUCGCUUCAGGUAUGGUCCGAGUAAUCAAAGUUCUUGAAGAUUCUUGGAAGGAGCUGUGUUUGAAUAUCCGAUCAGGUUAUCUCAGCGAGUGGAUCACCGACUCUGGUUGUCGAAACGCUGUUUCUAUGGUUCUUGGAGGUCAGCCCCGUCCCAAUUUAUCAGACGAGAUUGAAAGUAUAUGCAGCCAAAAGUCUUGGAAAGGUAUAAUGAAAAAACUAUGGCCACAAACUAAAUACAUUGAAGCUAUUGUUACAGGUUCAAUGGUACAAUAUAUUCCUAUGUUGGAACAUUACUGCAGCGACCUGCCUGUUGUCUCAACAAUUUACGCUUCGUCCGAGUCAAUCUUCGGUAUUAAUACAUAUCCUUUGUGUAAGCCUGAAGAUAUCUCUUACACACUCAUGCCCAACAUAUCUUACUUUGAGUUUAUACCGAUGGAGGGAGACAAUGGUGAUGUUUUGGAUCUGGCAGACGUCAAACUCGGCUCUUCUUAUAAGUUACUGGUCACAAACUUAUGGGGUUUGUAUAGAAUGAGAAUCGGAGAUAUGGUAAAGGUGACUGGAUUCUACAACAAGGCACCUCAGUUUAGGUUUCUAGGAAGAGAGAACGCCUUGUUAAGCAUUGACACGGACCGGACAAAUGAAGAAUACUUGUUUAAGGCAAUAAAUCGAGCAAAGCUGGUUCUUGAGUCAUCAGAUCUAAGGCUUGUAGAUUUCACCAGCUAUGCUGAUAUCUCUAGUAGUGAUCCGGGUCACUAUGUGAUAUAUUGGGAAGUAAAUGUUAAAAACGAAGACAUGAAGAACCUCCAGUUCUAUAAGAAGACAUUCUUGGAAUGUUGUUCAGUAAUGGAGGAUUCAUUUGACGAUGAAUACAGGUACUGUCGGUCUAACGAAUUUGUCGGGCCUCUCGAGAUAAGAGUAGUGAACGAUGGGACAUUCGAUUCUCUUAUGAACUUGUCCAUCUCAAAGGGUACUUCGAUUACUCAAUACAAGACUCCAACAUGCAUCACAUCUGAAGAAGGCUUACAAGUAUUGGAGAUAAAUGUGGUUACUAAAUUCUUCAGUACUCUAAGUGCAUCUCAUUUUGCUUAAGCCCUGAUAUGGUCCAAGUACCUGUGGAGAAAUGUGUGUGUUUUAUUUGUAUUAUCUUGUUUUUUUUCUUACUAUCUUUUGAUUAUUUGCUUGUUGCUUUAUUAAUAGCAGAUUUGAUUUUGUAUGAAACUUAUGCUUUAAAAAUUCUUGAAUUAUUAUUUUUAGUUCUUACU